AUGGAUGAAAGUUUAUUAAAAGAGAUCCACUAUUUAACGCGUUUAAUAGAACAUCAUAAGAAGAAAUCAUGCUGCGUGAAAGAAAAUCUUUUGAAUCCAAACUCAGGUCUUACAAAAUCGUACAAAUAUACAAAUUUAGUUCAAAAAUGUAAACCACUUUCUAAGACUUCCAGUGGUGCUCCAUGUAAUGAUGCAACAACUACUAAUGUAUACAUCAAUCCAAAUUUUAAACCACAAAAUUCUUUUAUACAUAUCAAUCCAACAUUACGAAAAAAAUCUUUGGUACACAUUAAUCCAAAAAUGAUGAAGAAUAUUAUUCAUAGUAAUGAAAGGGUAGGAAACAAUCCUAUAAAUAUAAUAAAUAGUAAAGAAAAUUCUUUACAAGAUCAAAACUCUAUAAAAAAAUCAGUGUAUGUAAAUCCAAAAUUAAUGAAAAAAUUAUCUUCCUCGAUACAACCUAAACCAAUGGAACAGAAAGAUACUGUAGUACAGAAUAUUAGUCAUCCAAUUUGUUCAAGAUUAAAAUUUAUUAAAAAUGCAAAUUCUUUAAAAAAUGUUAAUAGUCCAAAAAAGACUAAUAAUUCUAGUAUUGUACUUUUGUCUCGAAGAAAGCUUAUACGUGUAAGGCGUAAUUCAAGAAAAUCCUUAAAUACUUCUCAAAUAGAACUUCACAAAAUUAAAAAGUCACCAAAUUCAAUAAGGAAUGCUAAACCUCUGUCUCACAAAGUUGUAAAAACAAAAGCAAUAAAUGCUCUACAACAAUCGAUUAACAAAACUACAAGUACUGUAAAAUCACUAGUUACAAAACCUAAAAUAAACAAGUACAGAAUAGAUAGAACUAUACCACAAACAAUAAGUAUUAAAGAACAUUCAAGUGUGACUCGGAAGAAAGUCACAAAUAAAAAAAUGGAGUUAAUUACAAUUGGAGGAAUAGUUUACAAGUCUUCUAAAAAUCAGUUAGUACGUAAAAGCUAUGCAAUAAAAAAAAAGCGUAUAGCAAAUACAAAAAGUGACAAAUUCAUUGUGGCUAAAAAUGGUAAAAAAUUAUGUAGGAUAAAAUCUGUGAAAGAAACAUUAGGACACUCCAGAAUGAAAGUACUUAACACAACUACUGGAACAAAAUUAUCAUCUAACGUAUCACAGAAAGUUAACUACAAAACCAAUAUUAGCAAUAAAGUCAAACAGAGAAGUAUACAAAUACUACGUAACAAAAUGCAGAAGAACAAUCAGCCAUGUUUAAUAUUUCAACGAUUUGGAUAUUGUUCCAAUCAUGAUAAAGGAAUUUGCUUAAAACGUCAUGAUAAAAAACAAAUUUCCCUUUGUAAAAAGUUUCUACAAGGAAAUUGUUUACUGGAUAAGUGUCCACUAUCUCAUAAUGUAGGACCUGAAAAAAUGCCAACCUGCAAAUAUUUUUUAGAAGGUUGUUGUGUGAGAGAUGGUUGUCCUUAUCGCCAUGUUAAAGUUUCUUCCAACACUCCAAUUUGCAGAGAAUUUUUGCAAGGAUAUUGUGCUAAGGGUCAGGAGUGUAAACAACGUCAUGAAAAUUUAUGUCCUGAGUUUGAGAAGAUGGAAAAGUGCAGUAAAGGUAAGCAUUGCCCCUACCCUCACAAAUCACAAAUAUCUUUUACAAAACAAAACCAUUUAAAGAGGCAGUAUAAUGUGUCUAACGAUCAAGUAACACAUCAUAUGUCAAAAGAUGUGUCCUCUUGUAACAAUGAAAAUAGACUUAGGUACUAUGAGCAAAUGGACACGGAUGCCGAUAAAAAUUUUAAUAAAAAAAGAGAAAGUGUCAUGAAAAAAGUAAAACUUAUGAAAGCCGUAGUUCAAUCUGAUACAUUAAUAGAAAUAUCUAAUUAUACUAUAAAUUCAGCUUUAACCAAUGAUAGUGCUGAAUCAGAAGACUUUUCUGAUACAAAAGUGGUAAAACGGUCACCAAUUGGUAUUUUACCUGCUUAUAUACCAAUUGAUUAGG
Messenger RNA from Dufourea novaeangliae, 1972 nucleotides. RefSeq names its product zinc finger CCCH domain-containing protein 3 (gene ZC3H3). The transcript is spliced from 7 exons. Gene Ontology annotation, cellular component: nucleus. Gene Ontology annotation, molecular function: metal ion binding. The coding region runs from base 1 to 1971 and encodes 656 amino acids. Lineage: Eukaryota; Metazoa; Arthropoda; Insecta; Hymenoptera; Halictidae. The record is from RefSeq and is a predicted model, not a curated record.